AUGGGGACGACUGUGACCAACAUAACCGAGUCCAAGUCCCCUAAGCAAUCAUCCCCAACACGGCAAGGUUCCAUCGCCAGUGCCAAGAUCGACUCUCUUACCAAGUCGGACAUUGCGUCUAAUGCUCCGGCGACCAAGCCGCUUGCACCGCCGCCUCGACCAGGACAAUCCCAACAAGGAACAAAUACCCCCGAAUACUUCGCGCCUCAGGUUACCGGAGGCUCCCUCAGCCUGGAGCCCAAUCCGUUUGAACAGUCGUUUGGGGGAGGUGGCCCAGAAACGCCUGGAGGAACCAAACUGCCCAGCGUCGCAGCAUUGACGUCUCCGUCUUCUCUGCUGCCCGGCCCUACCGACUACUUCGGCGACACGCAUCACCUCCGUGGCGGCUUCCCUACGCCAAACGAGUCUUCUCUGCGCACCGGACUGACACCGGGCGGGAGCGGGUCUAUGUUCCCGGCUCCAAGUCCCAACUCUGCCCUUUUCGCACAGCUGGCCAGCGGCGGCGCCACUCCCAGCACCAUCGACUUCCAUCGAACGGCCCUGAGCGCUGCCGCAAAGCGUGAACAAGUCAACGGCCUGUCUCGAGUCCAACCAUCGGCACCACAGCCCCAGCCCGUCACAUCCCAACCCCAAGAUAUGACCUCGGUCCCUGUCAUUCCUAAAGUCGAAGCUAAACCUGCAUCCGGUCCCUUCGACCCCCACGACAACGACGCUGCCAACGGCCUUUAUAUGCUUGCUCAGGGAAGGAACGGAACUCAACCUACACCUCAAUUCACCGUGACAUCGGCACCCACUGCGCACGCCCACCCGGCCCCAGUGAUCCCACCAAGCAUGAACACGUCACCCCCUAUGGCCUCUAUCAAGGUAGAUCCCCGACGAGGCGUCAGCGAGAUGAGUAACGGGUCGGACGAAAGCGAUCAGAAGCCCCAGACACGAGCUAAGGGCAAGAAGAACACCACAGCCACCAACGGCAGGAGGAAAGCCGACGAGGCGCCUGCUAAAGCGCCGCCUGCAAAGAAAUCUAAGGCGAACAGCGGCGCAGCAAGCAGCAACGGUGACGAAGAUGAACAUUCUGAUGACGAUAUGGAUAAGUUUGACGACAAUGGAAAUGGAAAGUCCAAGAUGACGGACGAGGAGAAACGCAAGAACUUUUUGGAGCGCAACCGUGUUGCUGCUCUCAAGUGUCGCCAGCGGAAGAAGCAAUGGCUUGCAAACUUGCAGACCAAGGUUGAGAUGUUUAGCAGUGAGAAUGACGCCUUGACUCAACAGAUUACUCAGCUUCGUGAAGAAGUUGUCAACCUCAAGACUCUCCUGCUUGCUCACAAAGAUUGCCCUGUUACUCAGCAGCAAGGCCUUCACGGAGCCUUCAUGUCACAGGUUGUUGAGCCUUUCAACCCUCAGAUGAACCCUUAUGGCAUGGCAGCCCCGAUGCCUGGCCAGCAAGUCAUGGCUGGCCAAGGCGUUCAGCGGCGUUUUUCUUAG
This is a messenger RNA of Trichoderma breve, 1482 nucleotides long. RefSeq names its product aft1 HRR domain-containing protein. Gene Ontology annotation, biological process: regulation of transcription by RNA polymerase II. The coding region runs from base 1 to 1482 and encodes 493 amino acids. Lineage: Eukaryota; Fungi; Ascomycota; Sordariomycetes; Hypocreales; Hypocreaceae. Gene Ontology annotation, molecular function: DNA-binding transcription factor activity, RNA polymerase II-specific; RNA polymerase II cis-regulatory region sequence-specific DNA binding. The transcript is spliced from 4 exons. The record is from RefSeq and is a predicted model, not a curated record.